ACUCAGAGACAUCAGCUCGUCAUCAUCAAUGGAGGACAAAUUCUCCUGCCAAAUUUCGUCUACUGGAUUUGCAAUAAUACAGUUCAGAUUACAGAUUACAGAUUACGUCUACUGGGUCUGUAAUUAGCGAAUCAAUCAGUGGUUUGUAAAUUAGGGUUAAUCUUACGAAUGGGAGAAAUUACUGAUCAAAAUUACAAUUAUAAAAGAAUUGUAUUUGUUACAGUGGGAACGACAUUGUUCGAUGCGCUCGUAAGAGCAGUUGAUACAAAUGAAGUUAAACAACAAUUGUUUAAAAAGGGGUAUACCCACCUUCUUAUACAAAUCGGGCGUGGAUCUUACAUUCCUAUUAAGUCUGAAGGAGAAGAUGGAUCUGUAGCUGUUGAUUACUUCACUUUUUCAUCAAGUAUUGCAGACCAUCUACGAUCAGCAUCUCUUGUCAUCAGUCAUGCCGGCUCGGGGAGUAUAUUUGAGACUCUGCGCCUCGGUAAACCUCUAAUCGUAGUAGUGAAUGAAGAUUUGAUGGACAAUCAUCAAAGUGAACUCGCAGAAGAACUAGCAGAUCGGAAGCAUUUAUAUUGUGCCCGUCCUCAAACACUCGAUCGUGUAAUAGCAGAUAUCGAUUUAGAGUCUCUUCUUCCUUACCCUGCAGGAGACGCAACGCCUGUUGUCAAGCUUAUAAACAGGUUUUUAGGUUUUCCAGAUGAUUGAUGAAUCCGUAAAUUCUUAUAACUUUAGUCAUAACCCGAAACCCCAAGCCGGCUAUACCACCUUUCAGCUUAGUAGGUGUAACUAAUCCGUUACAUUUUUUCUUGACAUUGGUGUACAUUUAAUUUCUAAUAUGAUGUAAUUGCUGAUUUAUUUUA
Mercurialis annua (annual mercury) is the source of this 863-nucleotide messenger RNA. RefSeq lists its product as uncharacterized. The record is from RefSeq and is a predicted model, not a curated record. The transcript has 3 exons. Gene Ontology annotation, cellular component: UDP-N-acetylglucosamine transferase complex; extrinsic component of endoplasmic reticulum membrane. Gene Ontology annotation, biological process: dolichol-linked oligosaccharide biosynthetic process. Bases 169 to 708 code for a protein of 179 amino acids. NCBI's taxonomy places the organism in Eukaryota, Viridiplantae, Streptophyta, Magnoliopsida, Malpighiales, Euphorbiaceae. Gene Ontology annotation, molecular function: hexosyltransferase activity.